Homalodisca vitripennis (glassy-winged sharpshooter) is the source of this 6062-nucleotide messenger RNA. It is a transcript of the gene Cph, whose product is annotated as B-cell lymphoma/leukemia 11A. NCBI's taxonomy places the organism in Eukaryota, Metazoa, Arthropoda, Insecta, Hemiptera, Cicadellidae. The record is from RefSeq and is a predicted model, not a curated record. The transcript is spliced from 3 exons. Gene Ontology annotation, biological process: regulation of transcription by RNA polymerase II. Gene Ontology annotation, cellular component: nucleus. Bases 197 to 3403 code for a protein of 1068 amino acids. Gene Ontology annotation, molecular function: DNA-binding transcription factor activity; RNA polymerase II cis-regulatory region sequence-specific DNA binding.
GCUCUCGGAGCGCCAGUGGUGAGUGGAUAGUUCCCAGCUUGCAGCCGUACCGUCGCCACGACGUGUCAGUGACGGACAGUGACGUGCCAUGUGUACUUCGGACUGGUGUUAUCAGUGAAGUGACCACGCUUAUCAUGGAGACCAGACUCGUGUCCAGGCCUAGGUAUAGAUAAGCGGGACCAUUCAGUCCUUCAACAUGCGGAUUAAGAUGCCAGCGGUCCGUAUUGCCCAAGCGGACGCGGAGGGCGGCGGCCACCAGGAUAUCCUUACCUGCGGGGUCUGUCAGAAGUCCUUCGUGCUGGCCGAUAUCGUCAAGUUCAUCCAACACAAGGUGCUUGCGUGUAACAAGGAGAACUACAGCUGUGAGGCUGCUGCCGGAGGCGGAGAGUCCGCGGAUAGCGAUGACGGGGGCGGCGUCCUGGGGGUGGUCAACUCCCGCCGUCCCAGCAUCUCGGCGCCCAUCAAGAAGACGACACCUGGCCCGAGGCAUCUGAGCCCGGCACACUCCCACGAUGACGAACCACGAUGUUCCACCCCCAUCAAGCCCGAUCCUGACAGCCCUCCCAGGAUCAAGGAGGAGCUGGAUAUCACCUCCUCGCCCGAUGAGGGCCCCUGCAAGAAACUGAGGACUGAAGUCGCAGACGCUGAGUCUAACACGACGCACUCAGAACCCAGUAACUACGUGUGCUCCACAUGUAAACAGCGCCUACACUCUGCUUGGCGACUGGUGCAGCACGUGCAGACCUCCCACGGCAUCCGCCUGUACGUCGAGUCCUCGUCCACGAGCUCGUCUCCAGGCGGCGCCAAGACUCCAGGAGCUAACCACUCCAGUGGCUCCUACUCCAGCUGUUCCGCAUCCUCCUCCUGCUCUAGCAGUUCGGGAAACGGGAACGGCGGGCCUACCACCCCCUCAGGGACUUCGCUGUCCCUACCUCCUCCUUCGCGGCUCGGGCUGCAGCCUCCCACGUCCCCUUUGGUAGACCCGCAUCACCCCCUGCAUCACCCCUUCGGCGUGGGAGGCCUGCUGAGGAUGCCUAUGGAUCCGUCCAGGCACCACCAGUUCCCACCGACCUCCGUCUCCACCGCCCUCAGCAACCACCUAACCCACCAUUCGGGCUCGGCCCCUCUCUUCGCGAGACCCUCUAGUCACCACGAUCACCACUUCCGCAUGGAGCGGCUUGUCUCCGAGCAGAUCCGUCUCAACCAGCAUCACGCCCUCGGCCUCGCCACCGCAGCCGCGGCAGUAGCAGCUGCCGGAGGAGUACCGCCGCCUCACUCGCCAUUUCCGCCCCCUGGGGAUCGACCCCCCAUCGUUCCUCCCAGUUCCACUGCGAGGUCCGUCAUACCUCCACCUCCCCCCACAUUACCCCUUUCCCUCGAGCCCCAGUUGGACUUUUACUCCCAGAGGCUCCGCCAGCUAGCAGGCACUACCAGCCCUGGAGCUGCCAACGGAAGCCCCUCUCCUUCACCGAGGAAAUUGUCCCCACCCUUCACUAGUCCGAGCGGUAAUCCGCCAUCCGCCACCAGUUUGAGCGGAGCUUCUCUUGUGCCCAGCAAUAACAAUAAUAACAACAACACGAGUAACAACAACAACAAUGAGUCUCAUACUCGAUCAGAGUCAGCUACUCCCCCGGAGAAGCAGUCGCAGAUGGCGGAAACUCCAGCUAACAACUCGUCAGAGUUAACUUCCACGCCGAGAUCUGCAUCAAGUCCUCCCGCCAGCAAACCGACGGAGGCAUCACUCAGUACGGGAUCCAUGUCUGGUGAGACAGAGGGUCGGUCCAGGGCGUGUGAAUACUGUGGCAAGAGGUUCCGCUUCCAGAGCAACUUGCUGGUACAUCGGCGAACUCAUACGGGAGAGAAACCAUACAAAUGUUCUGUUUGUAACCAUGCGUGCACUCAGAGCUCCAAGUUGAAGCGGCACAUGAAAAUUCACCGCCGUUCUAACCAGGGAAACGGGGAAGCCGGUGGCGAGGGGGGCGCGGCGGCUACCAAUGGUAGUUCCAUCUCGGCACCGGACCAAAUCUCGAAUGCAGGGUCCGUCGAAACACUAGAUGACGAAGGAGAAGAGGAUGAUGAUGAGGAGAUGGACGAUGAAGAGGACGAGGAAGAAGAGGAGGAGGAGGAAGACAUGGAAUUAGAAGACGAGGAAGGUGAUGAAGACGAUGACCUUGGUGGCGAUGCGCCGGAGGAUUUAACGACAAAAUCUACAUCAUCAACACCACCGAACAGCGGUGAGAAAAACGCCCCCUCAACACCCCGUCCGACUCCUACUGCCACCCCUCUGGAGAAGGUGACUACUUCUGGAUCUCUAGUUGGCGAGUUAAUGGACAAGUUCGGGCUCAGCAACAUCCAACAGUACAAUGAGGCUUACAAACAAGCUCUACAAGAAUCAGUCGGAUCUCAUCCCUUGCAUAUAACGAGAAAAGAAGACCUUCUUCAACGGUCUCUUUUAUUAUCAGACAACAACAACAGUGGAAAAAUACCCCCGCCAUCUCUGAGGCACCUGGAGAACGGUCUGAUGGACAAGUCAGCCGCUAUGAGGUUUCGAGAAGAGUUUGCAAAGAAUCUGAUGUCCGGCCAACCUCCGAUGGAUUUAGUCAGGGGACCUCAUGGGCUCUUUGGACCCGGUACUCCUUUCGAUAAUCCUUUCGACGCUUCGAGCAAGCGCAUCAAACUCGAACUCGAAAACCAACAUCAUACAGCCUUGGGGAGAGGGCCAGAACACGAGAACUUAUAUGCAGGAUUAUGGUUACCAGCGAUGGCAGCGGCACAUCAUCGAGAACACAUGUUCGGAGUGGGAGGAGACGCCACCGUCGACAUGCUCAACCAGCGAUCCAAGUCGAACCCCGAGAACAUGCUUCUAAAAAACGGACCUAAACCGGGACCGAGUGCUCCCUCCCUGGCAGCAGCGGCGGCAGCGGCGGCCAUGAACCUCGUGCUUCCCGGUCAAACCCUGAAGAAAGAUAACCGCCGCAACGAUACCUGCGAGUUCUGUGGUAAGGUUUUCAAGAAUUGCAGCAACCUGACGGUUCACCGUAGGUCUCAUACUGGUGAGAAGCCGUACAAAUGUGAACUGUGUUCCUACGCGUGCGCUCAGAGUUCCAAGCUCACGAGGCACAUGAAGACACACGGGAGGCUGGGGAAAGACGUCUACCGAUGUCGUUUCUGCGAAAUGCCGUUCUCCGUCCCCUCCACGCUCGAGAAGCACAUGCGGAAGUGCGUGGUGAACCAGAACAACAAGUCCGGAGGCCAUAUCUUGCCGUCCAUCAUGAAGAUGGAUGAAGAGAUGAAGAUGCACAUGAAAAUGGACAUGGAAGGUCACAUGCUACGGAUGGACGACGACAUGGAGAGUCGUGACGACGGAGACUCCAGUGCGUCAGCCUCCAAAGACACCACAUGACUCUUUCCCUGGGGUGGUUUCCGCCAUCUUCCCCUUCAGAGCAUCUAUUAACUGCCACCACCACACUACACUUGGCGGAGUCCCCCCGGUCGGAUCAGAGGUUCACUGCCCGCUCUGUGGACACUGAGAGUACGAGCAAUAUCAUCAAAAUGAUAAUUUUAAUGUGAAAUCUGUGAAUGUCGCACUGCCUGUGAUUUGGGGGAAGAAUCAAACUAGUUCAAUGCGAGUUUGUGAUAAACUGUUCGCGCAGACUUAAAGACUUCCUCGGAUGUUUAAUAUGUAUACUUGUUUGUCAAUUUAUUCUUACUGUAACUGAUACCAAAGGAAUGGUUAUUAUUCUGUAGUUCGUACGUGCGUAGCCGCAACGCAUCUUUAACUAUGUAAUUAAUUGUAAGUGUUAUCUGUUUGAAACGUUUUCACAAUUUGAUCGGUUUGUUUUCUAGUUUGUUUUUAGAGUUAUAUGAAAUUUUAAUACGCAUUUUGUUGGUUUUUAACGUGUUUUAAUACAAUUGAAUUUUGGUAUAAAAUUUUGUUUUAUAUCGUUCGAUAAAUUAUAUUUUAUUGAUGAUAACGUUAUUAAUUUGUUGAUUUUGACCAUUUUUGUAUACUUAAAAAAGCAAAUAAUGUGAUGAUCAACAAUAAAUUGUUUACCGUCAAACUCCACAACUUUUACAAUUGCUGAUAUUUUCCGAAGAAAUCAAAGCAGUGUUACCUGCUAAAUAUUUUACCAUUAGACCUUACAAAUGAGUAUUAUUUUAUAGUAUUGUUUAUGUACUUAAACUAAGCCGACUUUCCAUUCGACAUUCCGCCAAACAUAGUAAUUCCAUGUUGAAGACUGCUUGGGUUUAGGUGCUUUGUAGCUUACAUCCAUAUUUUAACCGGUAAUUUGUUACUUAAUUUGUUUUGUGUUAUGACACUGAGUUUUGUUUGUACAUUUUCUUAGCUAUUAGUGGGAUCGUGCCCCUUGUAUUUUAUUAUUUACGUGUGUACAUGUGUGUAUAUCAUAAAUAUUAUGUAAAUCGGUUAUAGAUUGAUGUAAGAGCCCGGGCUAUGGGCCACCCUGUAUAAAGUAGACUAAGGUACGUGUUAAUCAACUUCGUGUGUUCUCCUAGUUGUUCAUAGAGCCCUGCUCUACAGGGAGCCAUAUUUGCCGAUGUUUGCUACAUCCCCUCACCACUUUUAAUGAAAGCUUACUUAUUUUUCUAUGCGCAGUUACCUCACCCACGUCGUGAUCCCGAUAGAUUUCCUCUAAUUUUCAGGUUUUUCAUUAUCUCAUAGAACGCAUAUCACAGGGUAAACUAGAUAUUGUAUCUAUAUAUGUCUCGUCUUUUGUAGAUGAAUAACCUCUCCGUAAAUAUACUAUAAGGUAUCAGUUAUAUAAACUACCUGGAUCCUAAUUAAUUUGGCUGACAACAAAGUGCAUUUGUUUGUAAAAUAUAAAACGAGAAACGCUAGUCAGCUGGCGGCCGAGCGUCUGAACCUCUGAUUUUAACUCGUACUAAGGUUUAAAACUGGGUUAUAAAUAGGCAUUUGUUUCAAAAUACAUACAUGUUUCACUUUAGAUGUUAGUGUCUCAAUGCUAAUGAAUUAUAAAAAAUAUAAUAACUCGUUAAAUGUUAAUUCUAAUUGUUUAUUAAAAAUCUUUAUUGGAUAUAAAUGAAAAACCAUUAGUAUUAACAGAUAAUCGUAUUAUAUAUAAUUCAUUAGCGUUGAAAUACUAAAACUUAAGUUUCUAUAGUGAAGCAUUUAUAGAUUUGAGACCAGUUCCUAUUUAGAAUUCAAUUUUAAACUUAAGCCCCAUGUUAAAAGCAGAGUCUCAGAUGCGCAGUCGCCAGCUGAUCAGCGUGUCCUCUUAAAGGAUUUAUUAAAAAAUAUUUAUAAUUAAAUUCAUAGAUAUAUAUGUCUUCUAUUAUAGUAAUGUGAAUAACUGUACUUUUGUUUUAAAGUCAAGGCAAUGGUAAUAUUUGUAAUUCGAUAUUAAAAUCGUUGUUAUAUUGUCUGCCAUUGAAAUUAAGAAUGGUCGGUGACGCCACAAUCAACUGCUAUUUGUUGUUAGCUAAUCCCGUUAUUCAGUUCAGAUUGAUUUAUUGAAAAUAUUAUUUUUUGUUAUGAUUGAGAUACUUAUUUAUUUGCUCUAUAUCUGUUUUUCAUUUAUAUAAAAUAACUGUACUCCUUAUUUAAUAAUUCUUCAAGAUGUUAUUUUUAUAAUAGUUACUUAUUUCUUAUUUUGGUUUAAACUAUGUUUUCGACUUUUGGAAAAAUUAUUUAAACGUAUUGUGAUAACUACUUAAUUUUUAUAUAAUUCUGCAUAUGUAGAUUUGAAAUUUUUUAAUGAAAUUGUUGUAAGACUUAUUUAAUAAGCUGUAUGGUUGUUUAUGUGACACUAAUGGUCUAUUGGCCUCAUCUAGUUCCUGGCCGAAAGGCUCUGUAAGAUAUACAGUAGGCCUACAUUGGCUACUCUAGUGUAUAUAAAUAUCUACAACUGUAUACAUUUUAUUAUUUAAACAAGUGUGAAAAUUAUAGUGAUUUCGUUCCCGUAUUUCAAUGACUCCAUUAUUUAUUUAUUGUAACAUUAUAAUUGUACAUGUAAUGUACCAAAACUAAGAGCGUAGAGUUGUGUAUUUAUGGAAAAAAUAUGUGAAUGAAAAUUUAAAACGUU